CCGGAAGUGAGUGUACAUUGCUCAGGAAAAGUUCCUCCAGACACAUAUCCAGCUGGAGGAGCUUUCAAGAGCAGCCAGAACAAACGCAUUGCCGGGAUUGUAGGAUGCUAACUGAUCUCUCAACUUAACCACACGGCGACCCAAAGGGUGGAGUUAGUUAGCUUUAGGAAGGAAACAGAGGGAAGUGUAACUUGCUGUAUUUCAGGAUUUGUGUAGUUUGACCUGCGGUACCGUUGCUUAGCUCAGAGCACUGACUGACUGACUGACUGGACCGCUCCACGAAACAACACUUUAGUAAGUAAAACAAGAUGGAGGACUCCAAUGGAAGUAAGCCCUUUAUGGUAACUUCUUCCCUGUCUUUCCAAGUCACGACACCUUCUUUCUACAACCAGCCGAAAAAGUUUGCCUCUGUGGCCCCUCCUCGACCCAAAGGACAGUCUCCAACCUUCUCUUCGUCAGUUGCGAGCACAGCUACAAUUGGUCGAGUUGGAGAGAUUCCACCACCACCUUCAUCCAUUAGUGAUGAUUUUCCACCCCCUCCUCCUCCAGUGGACGCAGAACUGCCAGCCCCUCCCCCAGAAUGUCAUCUCACACCCCCUGCAUCUGAGGCCCCUCCCCCUGCAUUCCCUCCCCCUCCCCCAGUUGCAGAAGACUUGCCCCUUCCAGCACCUCCUGAAGACGUGAGCUUCGUCCCCCCAGAUUCUUCUCCUGCUCCUCCUCCUCCUCCUCCCCCUCCCCCUCCCGCACCUCCACUCCCUGAGCCUGGCACCGGUAUCAGUCUUCAGAAAUCGUUGGAGAAGCAGACUAGUUUUGACCAACAGCUGGACUCUCUAACUGAUAUGUUAUCAGAAAUGGAAACAAGAAAACCUUUCAGUCCAAAGGUGUCCAGUCAACUGUCAUCUGUGCCCACCCCAAAGGCACCUGCUCCUCCUCCAACAGCCCCCAAACCCUCCCUGUCUUUCCUGCCCCCACCAGAGUUGCAGGAUCGCCCUCCGCCUGCCCCCUGGGCAGAAGAGCUGCGUGCUCGUACUACACUGAGACAAGGUGGCACAAGCACAGCAUCUGCUCCUGCAUCGGGACCACCACUGGGUAAAGGACCUGCAGCCGCUCCAAAGACCACAUUCACUCCCAGCCAGCCUGCUUCCAGUUUUAGCCCCAAACCUGGAAACGUGAGCGCUGCCGCUCCACGUGGGGUUAAUCUUGCCUCUAAAGUCACCUCUCACAUCUCUUUCCCUCCACCACCUGCUGCACCACCAGGUCCUCCUGCACCUCCAGCAAGUGUCCCUGCCCCUGUCCCAGCUGUCAGUAAUGCCAAAACCUCCCUUUCUGUCAAUCAGGAGAAAACCUCUCCACUGCCAGCUUCUCCACAACCUAAACCAGCACCAUCUCCCACUUCCACAGCAUCACCAUAUGGCAAUGCAGUGGCUAGUCCAGCCCCACCCAAAGCUGCACAGCCAAAAGGCCCUGGAGCAGGUGCACCCCCUACUGGUGUUCCUCUGACAAUGCGAGAAGUUGAAGAGUUGGAAAGGAUGACCAAAGAUUUUAUUAAAGACAUGGACAACCGUGCACCAGUCGUUGCCUCUGCACCUACAGAGGUGUGUGGAAAGUGUGGAGAGGCUCUGUCCAGGUCUCAGCCUGCAGUCAGGGCGAUGGACAAACUUUUCCACUCGCACUGUUUCUGCUGCAUGACUUGCCAGCGCCCCCUGCAGGGAAUGCAGUUCUAUGACCGUGAUGGAACGCCAGAGUGUGAGGAGUGUUAUGUGAACUCUCUGGCAGUUUGUUCUCGCUGUGGGGAGCGGAUCACGGAUCGCGUGCUGAAAGCAGUGGGCAAGUGUUUCCAUGCUCACUGUUUCUGUUGCACUGCCUGUAGCUGCACACUGGAGGGCUCUCCAUUCAUCACUGAUGACAAUAACAACCCCUACUGUGUCACUGAUUACCACCGACGUUUUUCUCCUCUGUGUGUGAGCUGCAAUGAGCCAAUCGUUCCUGACCCUGGCAGUGAGGAAACACUCAGAGUAGUAGCCUUGGAGAAGAAUUUUCACCUUAAGUGCUACCGAUGUGAGGACUGUGCCCGCCCGCUCUCUAUAGAGGCAGAUGCUGAUGGCUGUUAUCCAUUGGAUGGGAUGAUUCUAUGCAUGAAGUGCCACACAAAGCGUGCCAAGCAGACCAUGAAGUGAUUGGUGGAGACUCCUGUCACUCAUUAAAAACCAAACCGAAAAUCAAAGAUUGACUCUGCUUUGAUUCCAGGCAUUUUAUGCAUUGUUUGUGUGUAGCUUUUUUUUUUUCCCUUCCCCUCCUUCUCUUUUGCCACUAUUUGUCAUAGAGCCUUGUUUUUGUCUGUCCUCUUCCAUAGCUUUCAGUAAGACCAGAAUUUAACUACAGCAGCUCUGUUGUGCCUUUUUUUUUUUUUUUUAAAUGCAUGUCCUUUAGAAAGACCUUGUUCACCUUUUCUCCAGGUCCUUUCUCAAACAGCUUCAUCAGUGUUGACUGCAAAAUCACAAGUACACCAGCUCAGCAUGCGGUUGCUUGAAUACAGUGUUUUGAUGUGUUGUGUAAUUUAACAAAUGAAGCUGGGGUUUUUAGGAUGUGAUUUGAGUGCAUAACUGUGACUCUAGUUCAGUGUAACUCUUUGGCUCCUAGCGUGCUUCGCACAGGCAAAACAGCAACUCUCAAAGCUUAGCACGGCCUCCUGAACAAAAACAUCAAGGAUUAAAGGAAAGUCAGUGUUGCUUAUUAAAUAAAUUAACUAGUAUUAAAUAAAUAGGAGCUGUUUGAACUAGUGAGCAACCGAGCAGAAAUAAAAAAUGCUUUUAGAAAAUUUGCUUUCCAAAUAGACCUGCAGCUUAAUAGAUGCAUAUGAAGGCUGGUAGGGAAUUGUGUGUUAUAUAACGGGUUAGUCUAUGAACGCUUUGUUUGUCUUGCAUGCGACAUUUAUACAACAAGACUGCAUGAUUAAUAUAUUUUUUAAAAAGCACAAAAAUUGACCACCACUUACCAAUGUAAUUCUAAGAAUGGAUGGAAAUGCUGCAUAGUAUUCAGUCAAUGACAGCCUGAUGGUUUUCAUCCCAUGGCACAAUCAUGUAUAAAAACAAUCCUACGUGUCUGCCAACUCGUAUAUAAGUAAUGGUUAGAAAUGUUUAACAAUUAGAAUCAAGUGUUGAGAUUUGUUAGUUGGUCAGCUGGUUUUAAAACUGACUGACUUAUCACUCCCUCGCUUACACAUUUACCAGCCACUAUAUAGAGCGUUAUAUAUUGUAGGGAGCAGUAGAAAAAGACAUGCCUGACAGGAUUCGCACAACGUUGUACUUCUGUGUGUGACAAACAGCACAUGACUUACCAUUGCACAAACAUCUUAAUAUUACUGGAACUCCAAGAUUAGGGAAGUAUUUAAAAAAAAACCCCCAAGUGAUUCUCUGUAAACACACCACUCCUAAGUACCUACUGCCUUUAGAGCUUGUUAAGCAACAGUUCUAUAGACAUGAGAUUGUAUGUCGGGUGCUCUGAUCUUCAUACUGAUGAGUAUAAUUGGAGUUGAGAUAAAUAGCUAUGUAUUGUGCAUUUAUAGAGGGUAUUAAUAUAUUAAACUGUCCACAGUACAUUGGUGCACUGAGAACUCAAAAUAGCUGAGCUCAUAUCGUGUAUUGCAUCAGUGGAUCGGAAACAAAUUUGGAUAUUAUUGGAAGAAUGGCUAGACUUUUUUUUUUUUUUGCACAAAUGCUUUAAAGGUUAAGUAUUAGGCUGUAAUGAACAAAUCAAUGGGUCUUUUUCACGAGACGGUUAUGGUACAACACUACCCUGGAAAUGGACUAAAUUCUGAAUGUUUAGCUGAAAUUCUGACACUUGAAGGCUACAUUCCUUAAAUGUACAUUUUACACUCCCUUCCUUCACGUGUACGUGUCCCUACUUGGAAUUGAACAAGAAAGUUCUGCAGUGUUGUACAGGUUGAUUAAAGGUGAACAGUCUCCCACUGUCUGUCUGUACAAUCAUUUAAAUACCCCCACACACACACACACACACACCUUUAAUUUCUAAUGUAUUCAAUGAUUUUUUUUGUGUGUGUGUACACUCACAUUUUCUCCCUCAUGUUUUGUCAUGUCAUUGUCACCAUGAUACUGCUGUUUACAGUAUGUGAUGGACAUCCAUUAUAGUGCCACUUGAUUUUGUUUUUUCUCUUUUUUUUUUUUUAAAUUCAUUUAUUACAUAUACAUACAUGCUUUUUCAGUUAAAUUCCUUUGCAAUAUGUGAAUGUGUGUAUGUUUACGGUCUGAGUUUUGUUUUUUUUUUGCAAUCAAGCUCUCAUUUGUACUGUAUUAUAAAAUAAAAUAAAAACCUCUGACA
Neoarius graeffei (lesser salmon catfish) is the source of this 4338-nucleotide messenger RNA. RefSeq names its product zyxin (gene zyx). NCBI's taxonomy places the organism in Eukaryota, Metazoa, Chordata, Actinopteri, Siluriformes, Ariidae. The coding region runs from base 309 to 2177 and encodes 622 amino acids. The record is from RefSeq and is a predicted model, not a curated record. The transcript has 10 exons. Gene Ontology annotation, biological process: transforming growth factor beta receptor signaling pathway; integrin-mediated signaling pathway.